Betta splendens (Siamese fighting fish) is the source of this 13953-nucleotide messenger RNA. RefSeq names its product mucin-2-like. The transcript is spliced from 47 exons. Lineage: Eukaryota; Metazoa; Chordata; Actinopteri; Anabantiformes; Osphronemidae. The coding region runs from base 39 to 13751 and encodes 4570 amino acids. Gene Ontology annotation, molecular function: hormone activity. Gene Ontology annotation, cellular component: extracellular region; extracellular matrix. The record is from RefSeq and is a predicted model, not a curated record.
AUUCCAUUCUCUCAUACUGCUAAGUCCUCACGACCAACAUGGGGACCACAGGGCUCCAAUACACAGCAUGGUUCCUCUACCUGAUGCUGAUUGUCCGCUCACAGACCCAGACUGUUACAAUUAUUCCUUCUCUAAACACAAUGAGUCGGAAUUCGGCUAACUUGUCUCACAUUGGCCGUGUUUGUACUACAUGGGGAUCAAACCAUUGGAAGACCUUUGAUGGAAAUUUCUUCCAGUUGGCCUCCACCUGUAACCAUGUGCUGGUGUCACAAUGUAAAGGCAGCUAUGAAAACUUUUUAAUCCAAAUGAGACGCAAAACAGUCAAAGGUGUCCCCACAAUCAACAACAUCAUGAUGAAGCUGGAAGGUUCUGUGGUGGAGAUUACAAGCAGUUCAGUGAUUGUCAAUGGGCAGAUAGUUUCUUUACCCUUUACUGGAUUUGGGUUGACUGUCAAAGUGUCCACAUCCAGUAUAACUGUGGACUCUAAGCUGGGAAUCAGAGCUAUUUGGAAUUUGGACGACUCCCUGGAUAUGGAAAUAGACAGCAAAUACCAGAAUGAGACAUGUGGACUCUGUGGAAACUUUGAUGGUGUACCCAAUGAUCUCACUGUGGACGGAGCUGAGCUGUCUGUGAUUGACUACGCUGAGAACAACAAGGUGAAUGGGCCAACGGAGGUCUGUGAGGAAACUGAGCUCACACCUGUUCUGAGCUGUGGCGAUAAGAUAUUCUGUGAAGACAUCUUCAACAGUGCUCCAUUCAGCAGUUGCCAAAACCUUUUGGAUGUUGAGUCCUUCAGCAAAGCUUGCAUGGCUGACACAUGCAUCUCUAACAACAACACAGACUCUGUUCUCUGCCAAACCAUCUCAGAAUUCUCCAGACAGUGUGUCCAUGCAGGAGGGAAGCCCAAACAAUGGAGGAAUGCCACCUUUUGCUUCAGACCAUGUCCAUAUAACAUGGAGUUCCUGGAAUGCAGCAGUUCCUGUGCUGACACCUGCUCCACCCCUCAGGCUAGUCAGACAUGUGACAGUCACUGCCAUGACGGCUGCAGCUGCCCUGCUGGAACAGUCUUUGAUGACAUCAGCAUGUCUGGUUGUAUUGCACUGGAUCAGUGUCCAUGCCAGCACAACAGCAACGUGUACAAACCAGGAGAGUCAUACUCGUACAGCUGUAAAUCCUGUCUGUGUGACAGUGGCCAGUGGACAUGUGAGGAGGCCAACUGCCCAGGAACCUGUUCUGUAGAAGGAGGAGCUCACGUUCGCACCUUUGAUGGAAAGGUGUUCACGUUCCAUGGAGACUGCUCCUACGUUUUGGCCAAGGACAGCGGUGGCUCCUCAUACACUGUGCUUGUUGAUCUAGUGAAAUGUGGCCUCACUGAAAGCAGAACCUGCCUCAGGGCUGUGACUGUGGCCUUAUAUAACAGUUCUGUGGUUGUUAAAAUCCAGGGAUCUGGGCAGGUCUAUGUGAACCAGAUUCUCUCUCAGCUUCCAUUAUUUACACAGGAGCUAAGUCUCUUUAAGCCAUCUUCCUUUUACAUCCUGCUCAGCACCAAGGAGGGCUUACAAGUGAUGGUUCAGCUGUCUCCCAUGAUGCAAGUCUUCAUUACAGCUGAUGCAUCACUCAGUGGAACUACAGCUGGUUUAUGUGGGAACUUUAACAACAUAAUGGCUGAUGACUUUAGGGUGAUAAGUGGGUUAGUGGAGGGAACUGCUGCAGCUUUUGCCAACACUUGGAAAACCAGAGCCUGCUGCCCUGAUGUUACUACAAGCUUUGACCAUCCAUGUAGCCAGGGCAUCACCAAAGAAAGUUAUGCCCAGUAUUGGUGCUCAAAACUUACUGAUCCCACAGGAGUGUUUGCAUCCUGCCACUCUGUCAUUAGCCCCAAAACCUACAAAGAUAACUGCAUGUAUGACAGCUGUAACUGUGAGAAAAGUGAAGACUGCAUGUGUGCUGCAGUCGCCUCCUAUGUCUACGCCUGUUCAUCAGCAGGAGUUCAGAUCAGUGGCUGGAGAGAAACCAUCUGUGAGAAACUGAUGGAUUCAUGUCCAGCAGAAACAGUGUACGAGUACAAGAUGACCUGCUGUGGUCGUACCUGUCGAUCCCUUAGUCAGGCUGACUACUCCUGCCAAGUCAACUUCACCGCAGUUGAUGGAUGUGGCUGUGCUGAAGGAACCUACAUGGAUGAAGAAGGGAAAUGUGUGUCCAGCGCACUGUGUCCAUGCUAUGAUAAAGACACCAUUGUUCCAGCUGGACAGGCCGUCAGCAGAGAUGGCACCACAUGUGUCUGCAGACAAGGAUCUCUCAGCUGCUCAGGAGGAACACAAUUACUCUCUGUUCCAUUGUGUGUGGCCCCCAUGCUUUAUUUUGACUGCUCCUCCUCGCAACCUGGGGCAACUGGGACUGAAUGUCAGAAAAGCUGCAGCACUCUGGACAUGGCUUGCAUUAGUACAGGCUGUACAUCAGGCUGUAUGUGUCCCGAUGGUCUGGUGUCAGAUGGAGCCGGAGGCUGUGUCAAUGAAUCCAGCUGUCCGUGUCUACACAAUGGACAAGUUUACCAACCAGGGCAGACACUCACUGUGGACUGCAAUACUUGCUACUGCAGUGGUAGGAAGUUCACAUGUACCACCAACGUCUGUGACGCAGUUUGUGAAAUCUAUGGGGAUGGUCACUAUGUCACAUUCGAUGAUAAGAGGUUUGACUUCAGUGGACAGUGUGAAUACACCCUCAUCCAGAACUACUGUGGCACUGGUCAAGACGGGGGAACCUUCAGGAUAAUCACUGAAAAUGUUCCAUGUGGAACAACAGGAACUACCUGCUCGAAGACUAUCAAGAUAUUCGUGGGGGACAAUGAAUUCCAACUUAAAGAUGAGAGCUUCCAUGUAGUAAAGGGAAACAGCCAGGUGCUCCCUGCUCAGAUACAAAAGAUGGGUGUCUAUCUGGUGCUGACGAUCAUACCUGGAGUUGUGCUCAUGUGGGACCAGAAGACCAGUCUUUUCAUUAAACUCAGCCCAGAGUUCAAGGAACAAGUCUGCGGUCUGUGUGGAAACUAUGAUGGCAACAGUAGGAAUGAUUUCACCACACGCUCUCAGGAAACAGUGGCAGAUGUCUUAGCAUUUGGUAACAGCUGGAAGGUGUCAUCGAGCUGCCCCAAUGCCCAACUACUCAGUGAUCCUUGUACUGCCAACAGAUACCGGGCAGCUUGGUCCCAGAAACAGUGCAGCAUCAUUACUAGUAGCACUUUUCAGAGCUGUCAUUCACAGGUUGACCCAGGCCCAUACUUUGAUUCUUGUGUAAGAGACUCCUGUGCUUGUGACACUGGGGGGGAUUGUGAGUGUCUCUGCACAGCUGUGGCUGCUUAUGCCAAAGCUUGUAAUGAAGCUGGUGCCUGUGUAAAAUGGCGAACUCCAAAGCUGUGUCCUGUUUUCUGUGACUACUAUAACGCCCCUGGGGAAUGUGAGUGGCACUAUAAGCCUUGUGGAGCUGACUGCAUGAAGACAUGUAGAAAUCCAUCAGGAAAUUGUUCAAAUCUUAUUACUGCCCUAGAAGGCUGCUAUCCACAAUGCCCCUCCACACAUCCCUACUUUGAUGAAGACACUAUGACGUGUGUUGCCUGGGACCAGUGUGGUUGCUAUGAUGAAAAAGGCUCACAUUACAGCAUUGGUGAUGCGGUUCCAUCAAACAAUUGUUACACUUGCUCCUGUACAGUCUCCGGUAUAAGGUGCAACUACAACUUAACGUCCUGCAUGUGCUAUGUAAAUGGAACAACCUACAGAUAUGGGGACAUAAUCUACAAUACCACAGAUUUACUAACAAACUGUAUAACAGCAAAAUGUGGAAUCAAUGGGACAGUGACAAGGAGUGUGUACCCUUGUCAUACAACUGCAACACCCGGUACUACAACCCCUUUUACAUUUAGCAAAGCAACAACACAAUCUAAAGAAACAACUACCAGAUUAGAGGAAACAACACCAUCAGGAGCAACAACGUCACAGGCUGAGACAACUAGGCCACAAAAACAAGUCACCACUGGCCCAGUGACAUCAGCUACCACAGCAGUUGUAAAAACCACAUCUUCAGUACCAGUUGCCACAACAACAAGCUCAGGAACAUUUGGAGUAACAUCAGGGCCUUCUGUCACCACGACAACCACUGGAAUAACAGCAACUACAGGGGAAACUAUCAAAUCAGAGGAAACAACACCUUCAAGACCAACAACGUCACAGGUUGAGACAACAAGGCCACAAGAAGAAGAAACCACCGGCCCAGUGACAUCAGCUACUACAGCAGUUAUUGAAAGAACGACAUCAGUACCAGGUGCCACAACAACAAGCCCAGAAACAUCUGGUGUAACGUCGAAACCUUCUGUCAGCACGACAACCACUGGAAUAACAGCAACUACAGGAGAAGCUACCAAAUCAGAGGAAACAACACCAUCAAGGUCAACAACGUCACAGGUUGAGACAACUAAGCCGCAAAAGGAAGCAACCACUGGCCCAGUGACAUCAGCUACCACAGCAGUUGUUAAAACCACAUCUUCAGUACCAGUUGCCACAACAACAAGCUCAGGAACAUUUGGAGUAACAUCAGGGCCUUCUGUCACCACGACAACCACUGGAAUAACAGCAACUACAGGGGAAACUAUCAAAUCAGAGGAAACAACACCUUCAAGACCAACAACGUCACAGGUUGAGACAACAAGGCCACAAGAAGAAGAAACCACCGGCUCAGUGACAUCAGCUACUACAGCGGUUAUUGAAAGAACGACAUCAGUACCAGGUGCCACAACAACAAGCCCAGAAACAUCUGGUGUAACGUCGAAACCUUCUGUCAGCACGACAACCACUGGAAUAACAGCAACUACAGGAGAAGCUACCAAAUCAGAGGAAACAACACCAUCAAGGCCAACAACGUCACAGGUUGAGACAACUAAGCCGCAAAAGGAAGCAACCACUGGCCCAGUGACAUCAGCUACCACAGCAGUUGUUAACACCACAUCUUCAGUACCAGGUGCCACAACAACAAGGCCAGGAACGUCUCAUGUAACAUCACAACCUUCUGUCACCACGGCAACCACUGGAAAAACAGCAACUACAGGUGAAGCUACCAAAUCAGAGGAAACAACACAAUCAAGACCAACAACCUCACAGGUUGAGACAACAAGGCCACAAAAAGAAGCAACCACUGGCCGAGUGACAUCAGCAACCACAGCAGUUAUUGAAAGAACGACAUCAGUACCAGGUGCCACAAGAACAACAAGCCCAGAAACAUUUGGUGUAACGUCACACCCUUCUGUCACCACAACAACCACUGGAAUAACAGCAACUACAGGGGAAGCUACCAAAUCAGAGGAAACAACACCAUCAAGACUGACAACGUUAAAGGUUGAGACAACUAAGCCGCAAAAGGAAACAACAACUGGCCCAGGGACAUCAGCUACCACAGCAGUUAGUGAAAGAACGACAUCAGUACCAGGUGCCACAACAACAACAAGCCCAGGAACAUCUGGUGUCACGUCACAACCUUCUGCCACCAUGACAACAACUGGAAAAACAGCAACUACAGGUGAAGCUACCAAAUCAGAGGAAACAACACCAUCAAGACCAAUAACGUCACAGGUUGAGACAACUAAGCAACAAAAGGAAGCAACCACUGGCCCAGUGACAUCAGCUACCACAGCAGUUGUUAACACCAUAUCCCCAGUACCAGGUGCCACAACAACAAGCCCAGUAACAUCUCAUAUUUCAUCACAACCUUCUGUCACCACGGCAACCACUGGAAUAACGAUAACUACAGGCAAGACUGUUAAACCAGAGGAAACAACUCCAUCAAAAGAAACAACGUCACAGGUUGAGACAACUAGGCCACAAAAAGAAGCAACCACUGGCCCAGUGACAUCAGCUACCACAGCAGUUAUUGAAAGAACGACAUCAGUACCAGCUACCACGGCAGUUGUUAACACCACAUCUUCAGUACCAGGUGCCACAACAACAAGCCCAGGAACAUUUGGAGUAACAUCAGGGUAUUCUGUCACUAUGACAACCACUGGAAUAACAGCAACUACAGGGGAAACUAUCAAAUCAGAGGAAACAACACCAUCAAGACCAACAACGUCACAAGUUGAGACAACAAGGCCACAAAAAGAAGCAACCACUGGCCCAGUGACAUCAGCUACCACAGCAGUUAUUGAAAGAACGACAUCAGUACCAGGUGCCACAAGAACAACAAGCCCAGUAACAUCUCAUGUAUCAUCACAACCUUCUGUCACCACGACAACCACUGGAAUAACAGCAACUACUGGGAAAGCUACCAAAUCAGAGGAAACCACACCAUCAAGACCAACAACUUCAAUAGUUGAGACAACUAAGCCGCAAAAGGAAGCAACCACUGGCCCAUUGACAUCAGCUACCACAGCAGUUGUUAACACCACAUCUUCAGUACCAGGUUCCACAACAACAAGCCCAGGAACAUCUGGUGUAACAUCACAACCUUCUGUCACCACGGCAACCACUGGAAUAUUGCCAACUACAGGCAAGACUGUUAAACCAGAGGAAACAACUCCAUCAAAAGAAACAACGUCACAGGUUGAGACAACAAGGCCACAACAAGAAGCAACCACUGGCCCAGUAACAUCAACUACCACAGCUCUUAUUGAAAGAACUACAUCAGUACCAGGUGCCACAAGAACAACAAGCCCAGGAACAUCUGAUGUAACGUCACAACCUUCUGUCACCACGACAACCACUGGAAUAACAGCAACUACAGGAGAAGCUACCAAAUCAGAGGAAACAACACCAUCAAGACCAACAACGUCACAGGUUGAGACAACAAGGCCACAAAAAGAAGCAACCACUGGCCCAGUGACAUCAGCAACCACAGCAGUUAUUGAAAGAACGACAUCAGUACCAGGUGCCACAACAACAAGCCCAGGAACAUCUCAUGUAACAUCACAACCUUCUGUCACCACGGCAACCACUGGAAUAACGCCAACUACAGGCAAGACUGUUAAACCAGAGGAAACAACUCCAUCAAAAGAAACAACGUCACAGGUUGAGACAACUAGGCCACAAAAAGAAGCAACCACUGGCCCAGUGACAUCAGCUGCCACAGCAGUUAUUGAAACAACGACAUCCGUACCAGGUGCCACAAGAACAACAAGCCCAGGAACAUCUGGUGUGACAUCACAACCCAUUGCCACUACUACAACCACUAGAAUAACACCAACUACAGGAAAAACUACCAAAUUAGAGGAGACAACACCAUCAAGAGAAACAACGUCACAGGUUGAGACAACUAGGCCACAACAAGAAAAAACCACUGGCCCAGUGACAUCAGCUACCACAGCAGUUGUUAAAACCACAUCUUUAGUACCAGGUGCCACAACAACAAGCCCAGGAACAUCUGGUGUAACAUCAGGGCCUUCUGUCACCACGACAACCACCGGAAUAACAGCAACUACAGGGGAAACUAUCAAAUCAGAGGAAACAACACCAUCAAGACCAACAACAUCACAGGUUGAGACAACUAAGCCACAAAAAGAAGCAACCACUGGCUCAGUGACAUCAGCUACCACAGCAGUUGUUAAAACCACAUCUUCAGUACCAGGUGCUACAACAACAAGCCCACAAACAUCUGGUGUAACAUCACAGCCUUCUGUUACCAUGACAACCACUGGAAUAACACCAACUACAGGCAAAACUACAAAAACAGAGGAAACAACACAAUCAAGAGCAACAAAAUCACAGGUUGAGACAACAAGGCCACAAAAAGAAGAAACCACUGGCCCAGUGACAUCAGCUACUACAGCAGUUGUUAAAACCACAACUUCAGUACCAGGUGCCACAACAAGCCCAGGAACAUCUGGUGUAACAUCACAACCUUCUGUCACCACAACAACCACUGGAAUAACACUAACUACUGGCCAAACUGUUAAACCAGAGGAAACAACACAUUUAAGAGCAACAACGUCACAGGUUGAGACAACUAGGCCACAGAAAGAAGCAACCACUGGCCCAGUGACAUCAGCUACUACAGCAGUUGUUAAAACCACAACUUCAGUACCAGGUGCCACAACAAGCCCAGGAACAUCUGGUGUAACAUCACAACCUUCUGUCACCACAACAACCACUGGAAUAACACUAACUACUGGCCAAACUGUUAAACCAGAGGAAACAACACAUUUAAGAGCAACAACGUCACAGGUUGAGACAACUAGGCCACAGAAAGAAGCAACCACUGGCCCAGUGACAUCAGCUACUACAGCAGUUGUUAAAACCACAACUUCAAUACCAGGUGCCACAACAAGCCCAGGAACACCUGGUGUAACAUCACAACCUAUUGUCACUACUACAACCACUAGAAUAACACCACCUACAGGAAAAACUACCAAAUCAGAGGAGACAACACCAUCAAGAGAAACAACGUCACAGGUUAAGACAACAAGGCCACAAAAAGAAGAGACCACUGGCCCAGUGACAUCAGCUACUACAGCAGUUGUUAAAACAACAAGUUCAGUAACAGGUGCCACAACAACAAGCCCAGGAACAUCUGGUGUAACAUCACAACCUUCUGUCACCACAACAACCACUGGAAUAACACUAACUACUGGCCAAACUGUUAAACCAGAGGAAACAACACAUUUAAGAGCAACAACGUCACAGGUUGAGACAACUAGGCCACAGAAAGAAGCCACCACUGGCCCAGUGACAUCAGCUACUACAACAGUUGUUAAAACCACAACUUCAAUACCAGGUGCCACAACAAGCCCAGGAUCAUCUGGUGUAACAUUACAACCUAUUGUCACUACUACAACUACUGGAAUAACACCACCUACAGGAAAAACCACCAAAUCAGAGGAGACAACACCAUCAAGAGAAACAACGUCACAGGUUGAGACAACUAGGCCACAAAAAGAACAAACCACUGGCCCAAUGACGUCAGCUACCACAGCAGUUGUUAAAACCACAUCAUCAGUACCAGGUGCCACAACAACAAGCCCAGGAACAUCUGGUGUAACAUCAGGGCCUUCUGUCACCACGACAACCACCGGAAUAACAGCAACUCCAGGGAAAACUACCAAAUCAGAGGAAACAACACCAUCAAGACCAACAACAUCACAGGUUGAGACAACUAAGCCACAAAAAGAAGCAACCACUGGCUCAGUGACAUCAGCUACCACAGCAGUUGUUAAAACCACAUCUUCAGUACCAGGUGCUACAACAACAAGCCCACAAACAUCUGGUGUAACAUCACAGCCUACUGUUACCAUGACAACCACUGGAAUAACACCAACUACAGGCAAAACUACAAAAACAGAGGAAACAACACAAUCAAGAGCAACAAAAACACAGGUUGAGACAACAAGGCCACAAAAAGAAGAAACCACUGGCCCAGUGACAUCAGCUACUACAGCAGUUGUUAAAACCACAACUUCAGUACCAGGUGCCACAACAAGCCCAGGAACAUCUGGUGUGACAUCACAACCUAUUGCCACUACUACAACCACUGGAAUAACACCAACUACAGGCAAAACUACGAAAUCUGAGGAAACAACACCAUCAAGAGCAACAACGUCACAAGUUGAGACAACUAGGCCACAGAAAGAAGCAACCACUGGCCCAGUGACAUCAGCUACUACAGCAGUUGUUAAAACCACAUUUUCAGUACCAGGUGCCACAACAAGCCCAGGAACAUCUGGUGUGACAUCACAACCUAUUGCCACUACUACAACCCCUGGAAUAACACCAACUACAGGCAAAACUACGAAACCUGAGGAAACAACACCCUCAAGAGCAACAACGUCACAAGUUGAGACAACUAGGCCACAGAAAGAAGCAACCACUGGCCCAGUGACAUCAGCUACUACAGCAGUUGUUAAAACGACAACCUCAGUACCAGGUGCCACAACAACAAGCCCAGGGACAUAUGGUGUAACAUCACAACCUUCUAUCACCACGACAACCACUGGAAUAACUCCAACUAAAGGCAAAAGUACCAAACCAGAGGAAACAACACCAUCAAGACCAACAAUGUCACAGGUUGAGACAACUAGGCCACAAAAAGAACAAACCACUGGCCCAAUGACAUCAGCUACUACAACUGUUGUUAAAACCACAACUUCAGUACCAGGUGCCACAACAACAAGCCCAGGAACAUCUGGUGUAACAUCACAACCUUCUGUCACCACAACAACCACUGAAAUAACACCAGCUACAUAUAAAACUACCCAAUCAGAGGAACCAACACCAUCAAGAGCAACAACGUCACAGAUUGAGACAACUAAGCCACAAAAAGGAGCCACCACUGGCCCAGUGACUUCAGCUACCACAACUGUUAUUGAAACCACAACAUCAGUAACACAUUCCACAAAAAGAAGCCCAGGAACAUCUGGUGUAACAUCACAGCCUUCUGUCACUACGACAACCACUGAAAUAACACCAAUUACAGGAAAAACAACCAAAUCAGACAAAACAACACCAUCUAGAAAAACAACGUCACAAGUUGAGACAACUAAGCCACAAAAAGAAGCCACCACUAGUCCUUCUGUCACUACGACGACCACUGGAAUAACUCUAACUAAAGGGAAAACUACCAAAUCAGAGAAAACAACACCAUCAAGACCAACAACGUCACAGGUUGAGACAACUAGGCCACAAAAAGAAGUCACUACUGGCCCAGUUACAUCAGCUACCACAGCAGUUAUUAAAACGACGUCAGUACCAGCUGCCACAAGAACAACAAGCCACGGAACAUCUUGUGUAACAUCACAACCUUCUGUCACAACGAAAAUCACUGGAAUGACACCAACUACAGGGAAAACUACCAAAUCAGAGAAAACAACACGAUCAAGAGCAACAACGUCACAGCUUGUCACAACAACAAAGCCAAAAACAACAACAACUUCUGAAAUUACUGGACCACAUCAGUCGUCAACUGCAAUUACAAACUCUGCAAUCUUGAACACAACUAUGAAUGUGAUAACUGAAAUUACGUCUAUAGGUACAACUUCUAUUCGUCCAAUAACGCAGACAUUGCCUCCUAGAACGACUGUUUACGGAAUUCAUACUACGACUUUCAAACCAACCAGAAUACCCACACAGUCAGUGUUCACCACAACUACAGCUUCAUGUGAUUGUUCUGUAAAUGGAACAUCAUACCAGCCUGGAGACUUGGUUUACAAUGUCACUGAUGGAUUAGGGUGGUGCUAUGUUGCACUGUGCAAUGCCUCUUGUGAUGUUGUAACACACUCUAGUGCAUGUCCCACGCCAGUACCCAGCACAACACUACAUUCUACUACUGCAGCAGUCGGCUCCACAAUAUCAAGCUCAGUCACUACCACCUCAGGGAUCUCUACUUCUACUUCCAAUUCUUCAACAGUACUAUCUACAACUAUUGUAGACUGUAAUGAUGUAUAUCCACCAAGAAAGAACGGGGAAAGUUGGAAGUUAAGCAACUGUACAUCAGCUACUUGCAUCAAUGGAAGGAUCACAAAGACAAGAAAUCCUUGUCCAACACCACAAGAACCAAUUUGCAGCAAUGGACGUAAAGUUGCCAAGGUUUAUGAUGAUGACAGAUGCUGCUUUCACUAUGAAUGUGAAUGUGUGUGCAGCGUCUGGGGUGGAUCCCAUUACAUGACAUUUGAUGGACAAUCAUACAGCUUCAAUGAGAACUGCUCUUACUACCUGGUCAAGGAAAUUAUUGCCAAAUAUAAUCUGACUAUUAUAGUAAAUAACCAUAACUGUGAUCCUUCAGACAGCACCUUCUGCCCCAAAACUCUCACUGUUACGUACCAGUCUUACACUGUAGUUUUUACCCAACUGAAGACUUCAGGAACAGCAUCUAAUGUGGUGUACGUAAACCAGAAACGGAUCUAUCCUGCCUACAGCAAUUCUCUUCUUCAACUCACCAGCACAGAUAUGCUGAUCAUGUUGGAAAUACCAACACUGGGCGUUAAAGUGGUCUACAGGAGCUCAUCAUUUAGUAUUGACCUUCCCUUUACUCUUUUUGGUGGGAACACAGAGGGACAAUGUGGAACGUGUGACAACUCCCAGACCAAUGAUUGCCGUUCUCCCAAUGGCCAGGUGGAAAGCUGCAGUAACUCUGCACAUCAGUGGCAAGUCCCAGAUACAUCCUGCGUCAUCGCUACAACCUCACCAACUACGACAACACCCAGGAUCACUUCAACACCAUACUCAACAACCCAGCCCACAUGCAAACCCGCUAUCUGUGAUCUCCUAACCACCAGUGUAUUUGCACGGUGCCAUGCAAUCAUACCCCCUGGACCCUUUGUGUCGACCUGCACAUCAGAUAUUUGUAGCAAUAGUAAUGAUACCUGCUCCAGCCUUGAGGCCUAUGCCACUGAAUGUUCUAAUGCAGGCGUUUGCAUCAACUGGAGAAAUGCUACAAAUGGCCAGUGUGAUCACAAGUGUCCAGGCAACAAAGUGUAUAUGGCUUGCGGUGCCCCUGUAGAGCCCACAUGCAGCUACAGGUACAAUAAUAAGUUUGAGGGAGAUAAGACCAACUACACAAUGGAGGGUUGCUUCUGUCCUCAUGGCACCACCUUGUUUAACCCAGUCUUUGGCACGUGUGUUACCUCCUGUGACUGCGUUGGACCUGAUGGGAAACCAAAACAGCCUGGUGAAACAUGGAAAAGUGACUGCAACACUUGUGUAUGUGACCAUGAUUCUAUGAGCAUCCAGUGUCAACCCGUUCAGUGCCCAUCAGUGCAGAGCCCUAUCUGCAACAAGCCCUUCCAGCUGGUCAACAAGACCGAUGGCUGCUGCAUAACACAGGCCUGUGAAUGCAAUACAAAUCUGUGUCCACCACUGGUCAACUGUCCACUGGGCUUCAGUCUCAAUGCCACCAACAGCACUUGCUGCCAAUCCUUUGAGUGUGUUCCUAAGGGAGUAUGUGUCUAUGAUAUGACCGAAUACAAGCCUGGUGCCAGGAUACCAACACCACAAACAUCGUUUGAAGCACCAUUAGAAGCACCAGAAGAACCGUCCAUAGAAUCAACUGCUCCAACAUCUGGGCCAGCAGAACCAUCAGGGAAGACAACAAUGCCAGCCUUCAAACCUGGGCCUUGCCAGGAUUGUUUCUGUGGCCUGAAAAUGGAUCCUGUCACCAAACUGAAUAUCAUCAACUGCAAUCCUGUUGUCUGCAACACAAACUGUUCCGAAGGGUUUGAAUAUGAGACUGGAUCUGACCAAUGCUGUGGGACCUGUGUUCAGAAGAGCUGCAUAUUCACCACAUCUGACAACACAACACACACUGUUACGAUCAACAACACAUUUGUGCCCUCUAGCAACAAGUGUGUACAAUAUACCUGUGAGAAGAUAAAUGGAGUCUUUUUUACCAAGGAGACCAAAACCAGUUGUCCUCCUUUUAAUCCCCUGGACUGUGAACCUGGCACGGAGACAACAGACACAGAUGGAUGCUGUAAAACUUGUAAGAUACAGAGUGUCUGUGAAGUCCAGAGUAGACAGUCAAUCAUUGAAGUGAAUGGCUGUACCAGCAUACUCACAGUCAACCUGACGUCCUGUGCUGGACACUGUGGCAGCGCAUCCAUAUAUUCUGCAGCAGCUAAUAUGAUGAUGCACCAGUGUGAGUGUUGCCAAGAGGACAACACCAGUCAGAAGCAGGUGGAACUGGUCUGUCCUGAUGGCUCUAAGCUCCAGCACAGCUACACCGUGGUGAAGACAUGCAGCUGCAGCAAAUCAGACUGCACAAUGGGAACAACACUUAAACCACAACGCUGAAGACGUGAAGGCGUGAAGACGCUGACCAAUUAAACCUAAAACCGACAGACACUGUAAAACCUCAACCUAGAACUCUUUAAUCUUGUCAGGUUUCAUAUCCCAACCUGUAUCUUCCACUGUGGUAUGUUACUUUGAUAUAAACUUUCUUCAGCUUAGUAUUUCUUGGAUAGCAAUUAUUAAAAUUAUAUUCCUGCAGUACAAA